AUGCAAGAUUGUCAUAAAUCAUAAAAGAUAACAAUAUGUAUGGUAGGAUUACCAGCAAGAGGGAAGACAUAUAUUUCUAGGAAACUUCAUAGAUAUUUGAAUUGGUUGGGUUAUAAUUGCAAAGUUUUCAAUAUUGGAAAUUAUAGAAGAGAGAUUUGUGGGACAGAAUGUGAUAAAAGCUUCUUUGAUUCAAAAAAUGAAAAAGUAUAUUAAGAAUAUAAUUAGGCAACAAAAGCAAGAAAUGAAUGUGCUCAGAUGGCAUUAAAUGAUUUGAUUGGUUUUUUAAAUAGUGAUGGAGAAAUUGCUAUUUUUGAUGGGACUAAUACAACUAAAGAGAGGAGAAAAAUGGUUUAAUCUUCAUUAUUAUAAUAAUGUUAAAAUGUUUAAACUCUUUGGAUAGAAUCAAUUUGUGAUGACGCAGAAGUCAUUCAAAAUAAUAUUAGAUUAACAAAACUUAAUAAUCCAGAUUAUGUUACAAUGAAUCCUGAAGAUGCAACUAAGGAUUUUUUAGGAAGAAUUAAAAUGUAUGAAGAAGUAUAUCAAAAGAUAGAACUUGAUGAAAAUUUAUCAUUUAUUAAAUUAAUAAAUAUUGGUGAAGAUGUAUCAUAUUGACUGAUAAUUAAAAGAUUUAAAUUCAUAAAGUGAAAGGAUAUUUACUAUCAAAGAUUAUAUCAUACUUGAUGAAUCUCCAUAUAUAUCCAAGACCUAUUUACUUAACUAGACAUGGAGGUAGUUCAUUUAAUUAAGAAAACAGAGUUGGAGGAGAUUGUGAUUUAUCUUAAUAAGGAAUACAAUAUUCAGAAAAAUUAGGUCAUUUUUUACUUGAAGAAUUUCCUACAUAAGAAUAAAGGAAUUAAAUUCAUUGCUUAACUUCUACUAUGAAAAGAGCUACACAUACAACUGAAAUUGUUUGUAACAUUCUAAAAAUUAACUAUUUAUAAUUAAAGACAUUAGAUGAAAUUAAUGUUGGAAUUUGUGAUAGUUUAACUUAUACUUAAAUUGCAAUUCAAUUUCCUGAAGAUUUUUCCGUAUCUUUUUUAUUCUACUUAAUUAGGAAAGAAAAGUUAAUAAAUUAACUUAUAGAUAUCCAAGAGGAGAAUCCUAUUUAGAUUUGAUAAGUAGAAUUGAACCCAUUAUUUAUGAGAUUGAAAGAUCUAGAGAACCUGUAUUAGUUAUUGGACAUCAAGCUAUUUUAAGAUGUCUUUAUGCUUAUUUCCAUAGAAAUGAAAUAUCAGAAGUACCUUAAUUAGAAAUUCCUAUUCAUGUAGUCAUAAAGUUAACUCCAGCAGCUUAUUAUUGUGAAGAAAUUAGAAUUAAAAUUGACCCAGAGACUGGAGAAAGAAAAUUAAUAGAAGAAGAUCUUCAAAUUACAAGAAUUAAUAUUUUAACUAAAAAAAAGAGCUACAUCUUAUUAUGAUCAUAUAAUUUAUUUUAUUGUAACACUCU
Molecule: messenger RNA, 1446 nt
Organism: Paramecium sonneborni
Lineage: Eukaryota; Ciliophora; Oligohymenophorea; Peniculida; Parameciidae
Source: the annotation of a GenBank genome assembly